AUGUCUGCUGUAGAUACUUCUCUUGGUGCUGUAGAGCUUGGAGGAAUGAUAAUGAUGCUCCUUUACGGAAUCAUGGUGGCCCAGGCUUAUACUUACUACAAGUCCAGCUAUUCUGAUUCAUUGUUUCCAAUCAAUCUCCGUUGCACACAUUCACCUUCUCGUUGUAGAUUCACUGAAACAUUCCAUACCGCCAUCGUAGUGGCAUUUAUCUACAUCACUUCUGUCACAGACUACGGACAACCAUGGACCCUUAAUGCCGCACACUGGACUGGACAAUGGUCGGUUUCGAUCGCCAGCCUAAAUAUCGCCAUAAUACAGGGAUUUUUUGCAUGGCGUGUACGAUGCCUUUCUGGAAGGUGGACUAUUCCUAUACUCUCUUGGACAGGGUCCUCUGUACGAGUGGGGAGCUCAAUCGCAGUAGGGGUCCUAACGCAGCGCACAUCCCUGCUUUCCGUAUUUCUCGAUAAAUACCGGUGGUUGAAUACCCUCUGUCUUGGGAUUGGCGCUGCGGUCGACCUUCUCAAUACUGCUGCCCUGUGUUAUUAUCUACGAAAGGGCAGGUCCGGGUCGUUCAAUAGCUCUCAGGCAUUGAUCGAUACACUUAUCCUGUGGACAAUAGGCACGUUCAAUCUCCUGAAAUGCUCAGUCAUAUUAGAACUAACUUUGCGUGAAUACUAUAGAGACUGGGAUGGCCACCGCGUAAGUUCGUCCUGUUCCACCAUAAUAUGUGGCCUCAUCUGA
This is a messenger RNA of Stereum hirsutum FP-91666 SS1, 741 nucleotides long. RefSeq lists its product as uncharacterized. Bases 1 to 741 code for a protein of 246 amino acids. Lineage: Eukaryota; Fungi; Basidiomycota; Agaricomycetes; Russulales; Stereaceae. The record is from RefSeq and is a predicted model, not a curated record. The transcript is spliced from 4 exons.